Molecule: messenger RNA, 4418 nt
Organism: Bufo bufo (common toad)
Lineage: Eukaryota; Metazoa; Chordata; Amphibia; Anura; Bufonidae
Gene: CARNS1
Product: carnosine synthase 1
Exons: 10
Coding region: 135-3149 (1004 amino acids)
Biological process (GO): carnosine biosynthetic process
Molecular function (GO): carnosine synthase activity; ATP binding; metal ion binding
Source: RefSeq, a predicted model, not a curated record
CAGGCGGGGGAGCAGGAUUUAAAGAGACGUUCUAAUCCUCUAGAGCUCUCUUUCUGGCUGUCUGUCUGGUGAGAGUUCCCUUUACCUGUCGUUAUUUCUGUGAGGACACUUAGAGUUUCAGGAGAGGAAUCACAAUGCUGUCUCUUGACCAGCUCAUAUUGGAUCAUCCUAUGUACUCCAAAGAUGGAGAAUUGAGUGAGGUGUGGGUAUCUGGGGUUACCCCAGAUGGCCCUCCUUGGGGAAUGAGGACAUCCACAGAAACACCACAAGGCAAGACUAAUGGGUACAAUGAAAUGCAACAACACGAAAAUAUUAUAGAGAGCUAUGAAGAUCUCCAGAAGGUUCUAAUCAAUGCGGGUCUUCCGGAGACGGAAGAUAGGAGCAAGCAACCUCGUACAGGUCAUACCAUGGAUACCACAACAAUAUGCGUAUUUGGGGCUCCCAGUUUUGCUAUGUCUAUUCUGCUGGAGGGUGCGAGACAAUGUCCUGGAAAAAUACUACUUUGCCUCUCCACCUCUUGGUUCUGCCCAGCUCCACCUUCACCAGCCACCACAGUUCCUCUUUUCAUCAAGCAAGCUGUCACUUUUGACCUUGGGGGUCGCACUUACUUGGACACUUUUUCACCUCCAAGACGUGUCACUUACCUCUCUUGGCUGGGUGGACCUCAAUUCCUGAUGGGAGAGCAGUGGGACUGUCCAAUAGGAGGAUCUCCCCAACUUUCUCUCCUCCUUGCUAAUACCUUGGGUGUACGAAUCCUUUUGGAUACUAAGGGACUACCUCUGACUCCUUCCCUGCUUCUUAGUAAUUCUUACCAGUUAGGCUCUUGGGGAAAAUGUACUAUGAAGGCCAAAUCUACAAGGGUGGUAGAGCUUUGUCAAAAAGGCCAAGAAGAGACAAUUCGACAAGAGAUCUCUGCAUUUCUUUCCUCACUAAAAAUGAAGGGCUAUCAGAAGGUUGUUUUGAAGACCUUCUGGCCUUAUCCUGGACGAUCUCCAUCCACAAGUUUCUAUUCAUCUCAAGACACUCUUCAAGUGUCAAAUGUGGUAGUGGGGUUUUUUUCUGAGCUCCCACUAGGACAAGCAGUCCUGCUUGAGGGCUUUGUGAUGACCGUGCCCCCAUGUAGGAUCAAGCCAUCACCACCUCCAGCCUGUAUACCACGCUGCUCCGUGCGCCCCCCAGAGCUGACGAUCCGUCUCUGUGCCGUUGUCUGCCGAUCUCGCGGAGACCAGCCAAUCCUAAGCAAGGUGGUAUGUAUGGUUGGACGGGCAGAGAAGCCUCUCUGUCACCGAUUCACACUUCCACAGUCCUUGGAUACCACACUAGAGUUAUGGGGAGUGCUAAAUGAGACUCAGAAAAGAGAGAUAAUGGUCCAGAUCAAGGAUGCAGCAGAAAAAGCCAUGAAAGCAAUAAUGGAGGAAGAAAAAAAAAUGAAUGAUAAAGAAAGGGGAGGAAACAAAGUACAAACUGACAUACUCGGUGUUGAUAUGCUACUUACAUAUGUUGACUACAUGGUAUCACCAGUCAUUCUUGGUGUAACCACUGAUCUCUGUCUGGAAAGCUGUGGGAUCCAUGAAUCAGUGCUCGGAAGCCUGGCAGCUGGAAAAUCCACAUCUGUAGGCUCUGCAUCGGGACUUCUUAUCGAAACAAUGCUUAGACGUUCUAUGAUGUAUGUAAUGGAAGGAAAAGAGGUUUUGGUGAUCGGUGCUGGUGGCAUUAGCAAAAACUUCAUCUGGGAGGUUGCUCGGAAUUAUGGGAUCAAGAUACAUUUGGUGGACUCAAACCCAGGGCAUUUUGCCUCAUCACUUGUCACCUCCUUCAUCCAUUAUAAUUAUGAAGAUCGCUCUUGUGAUGAUGAGGAGCAUGCACAGAACAUCUUAUCUACAGUUAGGGAAAAGGGUCUACAUUUUUCGGGUUGUAUGACAUUUUGGGAUGAGUGUACUAUCCUUGCUGCCAUAAUGUGUCAAAUGUUGGGUCUAGCUGGGCCACCUCCAAAUGCUGUGAGACUUGCCAAGCGCAAGACUCAAACACAGUUGCGUCUCCUCAACAUGACAGCUCCAUCUCCACCAUUUCCAUAUGCUGGGGCAUUUGCUGUGCCUUGCUUUCCUCUAGGCCCUGGAACAGGGGGGGUAGAGGCAGCAGAGUCAGUUCUCUCUUACCCAUUGGUUUUAAAGCCAGAAUCGGGAGCAGGAGCUGUGGGUGUGCGAUUAAUCCAGGAUGCAGAGGAGUGCAGAAGGUUAGUUAAAAAAAUGGGGGUAGAACCUGAAUCUUGUAACCUUUUAAACAAUGAUGGGCACUCUACCAUAGAUGCAGGUGGAGUGUGUCAUAAAGAAGAAGUUUGUAAGCCAAGAAAUGUGGGGCGAUAUGAGCCAGAAGUUCCUGAGGUAGGACUAUCAAAUGGAGUAAGCAGUAUUGAUCCUACAGAACCAAUAAAAGCAGCAAUUCAGACACCUCCACCACUACUGGCAGAGUACAUCACAGGCUCUGAGCACGAUGUGGAUUUGGUCAUGGGUUUUAAUGGUCGUCUUUUGGCAGCUUAUGUAUCAGACAAUGGGCCAACUUUACUCCCUGGUUUUACUGAAACCGCAGCAGCACUUCCUUCCCGUCUUAGUCAAGAACGAUGCUGUCAUUUGGUUCAGGCUGCUUCACGCAGUUGUAGAGCACUAGGCCUGUACCCUGGGGUUUUCAAUGUGGAGCUCAAAAUGACAGAUUCUGGUCCACGGUUGCUGGAGAUUAACCCGCGAAUGGGUGGAUUUUAUUUGCGUGAUUGGAUUCAUCAUAUCUAUGGCACUGACCUAGUGCUUGUUGCCCUAGCACUGUCUUGCGGGCUGGAGCCUGGAUUGCCAGAAAAAGGUGCCCAGGAGAAUGGAGUUCUAGUUGGGGUUAUGUGCACUGGCGAAUCUCACGAGGAGGCUUUAAGAACCACUGCAAAUCCACAGAGGUUUUCUGAGCUGCAUAAUUCUGGAUACAUCAGAUUCAACCGUAUGGAGGGUAGUCCAGUGCAUAGACCAGAUCAGGAACCAUAUGGCAAUGUGGCAUGUCAGGGCAAGAGCCAGAAGGAGGCCAGAGAAAGACUUCUAGGGGUGUGUUCUGUGCUUGGGCUAGAUUCUCAAGGAUAUCCACUGCAUUAUCUGACAGGAGAGUUCCAAUAAGCUAUGUUAGAUAAUGAAAACUAUGUUUUCAAAGUGGAAGAGUGCAGGAUUGGUGGGAAUACAUAUAAUGGGAUCCUCUUUCCUUCUGUUAACAUAAUAUGGACCCAUUAUCCCUAUACAUUUAAAGUAGGCAUCCAUGCACACAUCAUCCUUGACACCCAGUGUGGUAAAGAGGUAUUUCCAUGUCAGUCAUUUAUGGCCAUAAAUAACAGACAGGUCUGGGCCUCACCUCUGGGACCUUUCCCCUUUGGGGAGAAUGGGGAUCCCCUUAUCAUUAUGUAUCAUUGUUUGUUCCACUGGCUACAAAGCAAAGUUGGUCAUAUGCCAUUUAGACUGUGAGAGUUACAGAAAGAGCUAAGCAGACAGCAGUCAACUCUUUGUAUAACUCUCAUAGACUUCAGUGGAGAGAGCGACCACUCAAUGAAAUCAAUGCAACUCAUGACUGCUUUAUAUUGGCAAGUAGAAUUCAUGGGACCCUCUUACUUCCAAAAGAUGGAGGUGCCAGAGGUGAGAUCUCCACCUAACAGAUAUUUAUAGCAUAUUUACUGGAUGGGGAAUCCCCUUUAAGGAUAUAAAAUCUAAGUACUGUAUAUUUGUAGGUAUCUUAAAGAACAUAAUACACAGAACAGAGUGUAAGUGUUCUUCCCACUAGUUGGAGAUUACAUUUCUGGGUAUUAUUUUACAUGUAUUAAAUGCAUUUGAUAUGUUUUAAGUAUGCAAUAAGGAAUGGGAUCAACAUGAUCUUGUACAGGCUUGCUAGGAUCAGGGUAAUUAGUAUAAAUACUGUAAGAGAAAUUAUAUUCAGUUUGUUAAUGAACAUUUUAGAGUAUUUGCCCUGUCAUAAGAAUGAACAACAUAAAGCUGUUUUCCACCUAUUCUUUUGCUCUAAUUCCAGAAAAACCCACCAUCAACAGAAUGGGGCGGACCUGUAGUAUCAUAUGUAAUGCAGUAAGUCUACUGUGUUAUGUGCCACUUGUGCAGGGGGUGGAAGACUAGGGGCCCACCAGGGGAUUCACCUGUAAUCCUGUAGGCCAGUCCGAGUCUGGCCACACAUGAGGAUGAUCUUCGAUAAACACAUGCUUUGUUAAAUCUGAAAUGCACUCUGUAGCCAUAUUCCAGAUGUCAGACCUCCACCCAUCCACUGAUAAGGAUAGGCCAUGCAUGUUUUUUUCCUGGAAAAUUCAUUUGAUGACAAAUUUUGUAAAAAAUAAAAAAAAUAUUUAAUCUCCAAAUGUACAAUAUAUUCUACAAACAAUAAAAGAUGGAUAU